Messenger RNA from Eurytemora carolleeae, 810 nucleotides. RefSeq lists its product as uncharacterized. The record is from RefSeq and is a predicted model, not a curated record. NCBI's taxonomy places the organism in Eukaryota, Metazoa, Arthropoda, Copepoda, Calanoida, Temoridae. Bases 150 to 791 code for a protein of 213 amino acids. The transcript is spliced from 6 exons.
AUGGUUGUGACGCAAUAAAUGCGUCUGGUGUCCGCGUACAUCAGUUGAAUUCUGAAUGUUAGAGUGAGGGUUUGGAGCUGCGGAUGAAAGAGAAAGUGAAAUCUUAAACUUGAUUUGUCACAUUGCAGACGGAACAGAUUAUAUAAAGAAUGUCAGGAAGCUUGAAUACACUUCUGGACAGCGCUGUCAAGACAGCAGUCUAUAGACUCGCAAACUCAAAUUCAGAUUCCAGGAGUGUUGCUAAUACUCGUGUACCGGUAGAUAGAUCUAGAGUAGAUUAUCUAUAUUAUGAAGAGGAUCAACCUGUAUAUGAUUACAACUAUUAUAAUGAUUAUAAUGAAGUCCCCCAGGUUAAGAAAGUGUCAGAAGUCCCUCUAGUUUGGAAACGACCCCAUUAUGGAUACAAAAACAGAUGGCAUGAGGAGGAACCCAAGUGGCGACCUCCCAAACCCGAAAAAAGACGACCUUUCUUCGAUAAUUCGAUCAGUAAGCGUGUUGAUGAUAUGACCGGCGGCGCAAUGUCCCGAGUAGGUGAGGUGGUUGCAUCUGCCGCCGCCCUUUUACCUGGUUUACCAGCAAUGAUCGCUCUACCAUUUAUCGCCGCUGCGUCCUAUUACCUAGUGGUAGUGAAUGCUCCGACCCCGGUAGUAAAGGAGAGGAUGUAUGAAACAACCAGUGAUAUAUUCUCUGGUCUGAUGAACCUUCUGAUCGAAGAACCUGAAGCUGGAGGAAUAAAAGAAUAUUUUGUAAAUAUUGUUAAUAAUUUAGUUCUAGAGGAACAGAGUCAAUAAAUAUUGUAUUACAAGAUAA